Molecule: messenger RNA, 2178 nt
Organism: Lodderomyces oxycetoniae
Lineage: Eukaryota; Fungi; Ascomycota; Pichiomycetes; Serinales; Debaryomycetaceae
Exons: 1
Coding region: 1-2178 (725 amino acids)
Biological process (GO): regulation of transcription by RNA polymerase II
Cellular component (GO): Rpd3S complex
Source: RefSeq, a predicted model, not a curated record
AUGGCAUCAAAAGGAAGUAGUCGGAGCAGCUCUGUGAGCUCGUCAACAUCAAAUGGAAGGUCGUCGCUGAGGCAGGUACUAGGUGUCAAUGGGAAUAAUCUGAAUGCUAAGAGUCAGGUAGCUGUUGCUAGCAAAAAACGAAGGUCACCAGAGGUAGAUGAUGCUGCUGCUGCUGUUGUUGUUGCCGCUGCUGCUAAUGGUACUGGCAAGAGGAAGUCUGCACGAAUAGCGCAAUUGGAAGAGUUGACUACGCCGAAACUAUCGGCCAGUCCCGAGUUUAGGGAGAGCUCGAGCUCAGAUAUCAUUUCUGAUAUUGAAAAUGCGCAAAUGUGUUUUCAAGAUAGACACAAAUUCAUGGAGCCACCAUUAGCGCCUCCGACACCAGGGUAUACGGGUUUACCCUUGGAAGAGUUUCCUUCUGCGAAAAUAAAGAAAGAGUCGUUGUGGCCGCAGAAGCUAAGACGUGGGAAAAGCAAGGAUCAAGAAAAUAAUGGAAACGUUGCCCCCGACUCUGCCGUCGCCGCCCCCGACUCAAUCGAAGACGAAAAGAGGAACGAAAAGAUUGAGAUUGAACGUCGGUAUAUCAAUGGAUUGCAAACACUGAUUACUGAGGAUAUAACCGAAAAUAGCGAGCUACGAGAUUCUGUAGAUUUCUCCAAACCACGCCUUGCGAGACAAAGAAAAUUGAAGUUGAUAGUAAAAACACCAAAGCAGCAACAAGAACAACAACAAGAACACCAACCAAUCAAAAGAUCCGACAAAACUACACCAAAAAAUGCAUUGAAAAAAAUCAAGAUUAUAUCUCCACAGAAAGUAACUAGUACGAAGCUACUAGCACCUGAUACCAAGAUCACAACGACACAUGAGGAAGAGGCGAAUGAAGACACACACAAGGAUAAUGAUGAUUUUUGUUUUUCUUGUGGCCGUCCUGGUGUUUUUAUAUGUUGUGAAAUGUGUCCCAAGUCAUUCCAUUUCACGUGUUGCGACCCUCCGAUAGAGGAGCCGCCAGAGGAUGAUUGGUUUUGUCACGAAUGUAUAGCAAAGAGAAACCCUCUGUUGUUGCCCAAUUGGAAUGAAAUAGGCAUAUUUGGGAAAUUGCUCAAUAAUUUGCAAAUACAGAACCCCAAAGUUUUUGAACUUCCUAGACGUUUGAGGGAGGAGACAUUUAUAGGAGUUACUACAGGUGAUUAUGGCGCUUAUUCCGACGAUACAGAAAAGCCUGAAGUUCCAGUUAGCAAAACAAACAACGGCUUGCAGAUUGCAGGAUUCAACAGGAACCCCGACUUGGAAAUUGAAACUUUGUAUGACAGUAAUGGCAAUCCUCGCUUGUGUCAUAAAUGUGGAGACUCUGGACAGUUUCAUCGCACAUUAAUCAAAUGUGACUAUUGUCCUCUCAUAUACCACGUGGAUUGUCUUGAUUAUCCCAUGUUUGGUCCAAAAACAAUUGGCGAUAAGUGGCGGUGCCCGAAUCAUGUGGCUGAUUUAUUACCACGCGGAUUGCCCAAGAUGAGACAGUUUAAGAAAACAGAGGUUAUUGAGAGCUCUUUGAAAAGUAAUUUUUUGGAAAUCUUGGCAAUGGGGAACUUUGUGGUGAAGUUUGAUGCUGAGCCAUUUAUUGAAGACAAAUCAAGUACCAGUAGCAGCAGUAGGGUAAAGCUUGAAAAUAUUCAGCCGGAUGCUUCUAAGCAACAACAGGUUCUAGACACUUGGGGCGCCGAUAUGGAUGCUAUUCAUCCCGAGUAUAGGAAUCGAGUUAAUGCCGGUACUUUUGUGACCCCAAGCGGCAUUUCGAAUGCGCCAAGGUCAAGAAUGAUGAGUAUUCCAAACACAUCGUCUCCAAGUUUGUCAAUUUAUAGAAUUCCCGAAAAGCUGAUAAUCUUAGAUUUCAUCAACAAGUUUGAAACUAAGAAGGAGAUUGUGAGUCAAAAUCAAGACUAUGACUAUCUAAGUCGAUUAGAGCAGAAUCCACGUGAAAGAGAACUUGUUGCUAGUCUCAAUUCCAUUAAAGAUAGACAAAAACAAUUAAACUUGAACGCUUUAUUAAAAGCGGCGAAAAUAGAGGUGGGAGAUACCAGCAAAGAAACAUUGUCGUACAAAGAGAUCCAAGAUCUUAUCAAAACAAAGAAGCUUAUGGAAGCAAAAGGUCAAGAUGCUUUAUUAAAGUUUCUUCAAAGCUGA